This is a messenger RNA of Penicillium soppii, 1605 nucleotides long. Its product is annotated as glycoside hydrolase family 125 protein. The record is from RefSeq and is a predicted model, not a curated record. NCBI's taxonomy places the organism in Eukaryota, Fungi, Ascomycota, Eurotiomycetes, Eurotiales, Aspergillaceae. The coding region runs from base 1 to 1605 and encodes 534 amino acids. The transcript is spliced from 2 exons. Gene Ontology annotation, biological process: carbohydrate metabolic process.
AUGACACUAUCAGCAGUCCUUAUAAUUGCCCUGUUGGGUCUCCAGGUCAGUGCCCUACCAGGUAGGGACGAGUCGACCAUCGUGCGACGAGCCUGCCCUGACUACACGUCCUAUGCAUCGACGCCGCACGGCCCUUAUAGCGGUGGUCCUCUAAAUCUUCCUUUCCAGCGACCUGCGGAAGUGUGUCGGACAUUCUCGUCACCAGCCGUCGAGAAAAUUAUUGACGAUAUCACCUCGCGUCUUCUCGAUAAGGACCUGGCGCAGUUGUUCCGCAACGCCUUCCCAAACACUCUAGAUACCACUAUUCGGUGGCACCAGAAUGUAUCAACGCCCACUAAUUCCAAGGCCAAGAGAGAUGGCCCUCAGUGGACUGGCGUGCAGACAUUUAUCGUGACGGGCGAUAUUAACGCCGAAUGGUUGCGCGAUUCGACCAAUCAGCUCACUAACUACCAAAAGCUAGCUGCUAAGGAUAAGAGUCUCUACUCCCUCAUCCUCGGUGCUAUCGCCACCCAAUCCGAGUUUGUCAUUCAAUCGCCUUACUGCAAUGCUUUUCAGCCUCCGUCUGCCAGCGGCGUCAAGCCCGAGAACAGUUCCCAAAAGGAUACCGUGCAUCCUGCCUACAACCCGUCUUUUGUUUUCGAGUGCAAGUAUGAACUAGACUCGCUAGCCCAUUUUCUCCAGCUGGGCACUGAGUUCUAUGAGAACACUGGCUCGACGGACUUCCUGACAGACCGGUGGUACAAGGCGCUGCAAACUGUGCUGAAAACCAUCGACGCACAAUCCCAGCCUACAUUCAAUUCGAAAAACCAGUUUAUCACAAACCAGUAUACCUUCCAGCGUGAAACCACCAUUGGGACUGAGACUCUCAACUUGGCUGGUGUGGGAAACCCGCUCAACAGCGAUACCGGCCUGAUUCGCAGUGCUUUCCGUCCCAGUGACGAUGCCACUAUUCUCGGCUUCUUCAUUCCUCCCAACGCCCAGAUGUCAGUGCAGCUUCAGAAAACCGCAAAGGUCAUCAAAACCGCAGGCGGUCCCGCCGAUCUAGUCGCCGACCUCGAGGAACGCGGUACCAAGCUCGCCAAGGCAAUCCGUGACCAUGCUAUCGUCCAGCACCCCAAGUAUGGAGAUGUCUACGCCUUUGAAGUCGAUGGUUACGGCUCUCGUAUCCUCAUGGACGAUGCCAAUAUACCCUCCCUACUCUCCCUCCCUUACCUCGGCUUUGUGGACAAGUCAGACACCGUCUACCAGAAUACCCGCAAGAUGAUCACCGACAAGGCAUCUAACCCUUACUUCUUGGAAGGGCCUCAAUUCCACGGCAUCGGUGGUCCCCACAUUGGACUGCAGAAUGCCUGGCCCAUGUCUCUACUUGUGCAGGCUAUGACUUCUGACGACGACGAUGAGAUCAUUGGCAACCUCAAUCUUGUGCGCAACUCUAGCUUGCUUGGACUUGUUCAUGAGUCUAUCAAUGUAACUAAUAUCAAGGACUAUACUCGUCCUUGGUUCGCUUGGGCGAACUCGGUCUUUGCUCAGACCGUUCUUAAGGUUGCUGCUGAGAGGCCGCAUUUAAUUUUCGGGGAAAAUGCUGAGCCUUAUAUCAUCCGGUAG